GACGAUUAUUACGUUGGAGGAGUUUUCGAUCGAAUACAUAUAUAUAUCUGCUCUGGGAAUGUCUUGCGACGGAGACGUUACUCUCUGCCUCGAAGACGGAAUGCAUCUCUUGCCUUCCGAUGUCCUGAAGGAGGCUUUUCUCUGCUGCAUCUACCCCAAGGAGGAUGAUCGUGAUCCAAGGACGGUCCACGCGCCGUACAAAUAUCGUCCUGACGUGAAGCCCGCGGAGCACGGAGGGCGGCCGUUUUUGUCGGAACAGCCCAAGCAAAAGCCACGUGCAGGCACCGGAGUAUUUCUUCCCCAGCGACUAGUUUCCCAGAAGAACAAAAGAACCGGGGCAGACAUGAAAAGCAGUUGGAGGAGGGGAAAUGCAGACAAUAGAGUGUGGGAGGAGAAGAGGAAGGUCCAGACGUCGACGGAGAGCCAAUGCGCCGUGACGUCAUGUCCAAGACAAGUAUUUCUCCCAAAGGAGUGGACUUACUAGGACGUGUUUUCGAAACUAUGAACAAGGCACGUACAGUUGUUGUCGGUCCCAUUUUCCACUUCGA
Molecule: messenger RNA, 548 nt
Organism: Tarenaya hassleriana
Lineage: Eukaryota; Viridiplantae; Streptophyta; Magnoliopsida; Brassicales; Cleomaceae
Exons: 3
Coding region: 59-484 (141 amino acids)
Source: RefSeq, a predicted model, not a curated record